AUGACGACCGCAGCGAGACCCACAUGGGCACCUGCCAAAGGAGGAGAUGAACAAGGGGGAACUCGAAUUUUCGGUCCGUCCCAAAAGUAUUCUUCCAGGGACAUUGCCUCUCACACUACCUUGAAACCUAGAAAGGAAGGACAAGACACACAUGAUGAGCUACUAAGGAGAAACCUUAGAGAUGAAUUGGAGGAGCGGGAGAGGAGACAUUUUUCAUCUAAGGAGGACAGGGAUCGUAGAAAGGGAGGUCAUCUUCUUCUAGAAGGUUCUAAGAGAGAAGUUGAAGAUCGUAUUGUUCCACGUAGUGUGGAUGCGGACGAUGCCGAUGUGGAUGUCAAAAGUGAUGAUAGUGAGGAUGACGAUGAUGACGACGACGACGAAGAUGAUGAAGAAGCACUUCUGGCUGAACUUGAACUUAUAAGGAAGGAAAAAGCUGAGCAGAAACUACGGGAAGAACGAGAGAAGCAAGAAGAAGAGCUGCAAGCCAAAGAGGCAGAAUUGUUGCGUGGAAAUCCUCUGAUUAAUAACCCAACUUCCUUUAGUGUAAAGAGAAGGUGGGACGAUGAUGUUGUUUUCAAGAACCAGGCCCGUGGCGAAACCAAGAUUGCAAAACGCUUUAUCAAUGAUACCAUCAGAAAUGAUUUCCAUAGGAAAUUCCUCCAAAAGUACAUGAAAUAA
Molecule: messenger RNA, 678 nt
Organism: Fraxinus pennsylvanica
Lineage: Eukaryota; Viridiplantae; Streptophyta; Magnoliopsida; Lamiales; Oleaceae
Source: the annotation of a GenBank genome assembly